CUUCACUGCUCUCAUAUUCCUUAAACUGAAAGAAAAUAAUUUGUAUGUACAAACUCUAUUUAUGUAUGUAUUAGAUAUUAUUUUGUAAAGUUUUUGUAAGAAAUUCCUGUAAGAUAGAAAGCAGAUGGAGUGGCUGUGGAGAACGCUGACGGGUGAAAGGCGGCCAGAAAGAAAGAGCAGGGAAGCCGGCCUUUCUGGCUCCAGUCUGAGGGAAGCGGUCAGGGAGCGCGUGAGGAAACGAAGGAGUGAGAGACUGUGACUGCGUACUGAACGCGGGUGCGCGCACUGACCCGCCCAGUCACUGCAGGCCCAGCGGAAGGCGGAAUGGCAGGGGGCGGGGCCGAGGCGCAGGCGGGCUCUAAGGGGUCGAAUUCCUGAAAAAAGCAAAAACCCCCGCGCCAGAGCUAGGCCGGGCAGAGCAGCGCUGCGAAGCCGAGGCCGCGCGGAUUUGUCAGAGACCCACCGCUGCCUGCUCCUUUGCUGCUGCAGUCAUCUCUCUUAUCCCUUGACUACAUUUCCUGUCGUCUUCUCAAUCACCGUUUUUGCAGCUUCAGCACCAGCGAUAACAGCUAAGUGGUCAAUUCUGGGACUCGGGUUGGGAGUCAGGGUGGGUGCGAGGCGUAAGCAGUACAAGCUAGCCCGCCAUCUGCUGCGGCAGCCGCCACUGCUGCAGACACUUCUCCUGGGCGGGAAAGGAGAACACUGUCAAAAGGUCCACGCUGUUCCAGUGCCCACGGUCAGAGUUAGAACGUUUCUGUCAAGACUUGGGGAGAGCCUUGCACUUGGGUAAAGGAGGAAAGACCCAGAGAUCAGGAAAAAAUAUCUCAUUUUGGGUAGUGUUGACUUUUUGUCAUCUUAACUGAGGAAGUGGCAGCUUUGCUUGAGCCUCCUUAAACCCUGAGCCAUGUCACCCCCAACUGUGCCCCCGAUGGGUGUAGAUGGCGUCUCUGCAUACCUGAUGAAGAAAAGGCACACCCACAGGAAGCAGCGGCGCAAGCCCACUUUCCUCACGCGUAGGAACAUCGUGGGCUGCCGCAUUCAGCACGGCUGGAAGGAAGGCAAUGAGCCCGUGGAGCAGUGGAAGGGCACUGUGCUCGAGCAGGUUUCCGUGAAGCCCACUCUCUACAUCAUCAAAUAUGAUGGCAAAGAUAGUGUGUAUGGGCUAGAGCUGCACCUAGAUAAGAGAGUUUUAGCGUUAGAAAUCCUUCCUGAAAGAGUGCCAACUCCUCACAUUGAUUCGCGCCUGGCGGAUUCCCUGAUUGGCAAAGCGGUGGGGCAUGUGUUUGAGGGUGAGCAUGGUACGAAAGAUGAAUGGAAGGGCAUGGUUCUGGCGCGAGCUCCUGUGAUGGACACUUGGUUUUACAUAACUUAUGAGAAAGAUCCUGUCCUUUAUAUGUACACGCUGCUGGAUGACUACAAAGACGGUGACCUGCGCAUCAUUCCAGAUUCCAACUACUAUUUCCCUACAGCAGAACAGGAGCCUGGAGAAGUGGUCGACAGCCUCGUGGGCAAGCAAGUGGAACACGCCAAAGAUGACGGGUCCAAGAGAACCGGCAUAUUUAUCCAUCAAGUGGUGGCCAAGCCAUCCGUCUACUUCAUUAAGUUUGAUGAUGAUAUUCACAUUUAUGUCUAUGGCUUGGUGAAAACCCCCUAAAUUCAUUGUGCUCUUUGUAAAAGUCAUGGAACUAUUAAAUGUAAAACGUCAUGUUCUUGUAAUUGUGAAUUUUUGGAACAGAAUGGUGUCAGAGGUUCAGGAAUUUAUGAUUACUUUUUACUUUUGUGCCUCCAAAUCUUACAACGACUAGUCCCACAGUUUUGUCCCAAGUGUACACUGGUACUUUUGAUAUGGCUUUGUUCUAUAAUUGAAUAUUUAAUUUGGGUGUUAAUAGAAAACUGAAAAGUAUUCAUUACCAUUGGAACAAUGAAAAACUAAAGAAAAAUCAGUGGUGUAACUCCACACCAGAUCCUUUCUCCCAUUUUAUUAUCUCCCCUUUCUUCUUUCCAGGUAACAAGUGUUAAGAACAUGAUGUAUAACCUUACACGUUUUCCCCAUCCACUUACAGUAAGUUUGUUGUAGUCUCUUCUGUAAAAAUGAAAAGCCACAUCAUUUCUCUGUAAUUGCUUUUCACAUUUGGAAUAUCCAUGAUAUCUGUUCUAAUCAGUAGCUGCAAGUCUCUCUCUCUCUCUCUCUCUCCCUCUCCCCCCUCUUGUCCUCUCCCAGUUCCCCUCUGCCCCUGGAAUUUACUUUGUAUUUGUUAUAACACAGAGGUCAAAUUAUGCAUUCUGUUCACAUCAGGUACCUGAUUAAGCCAUCACAUUUAUUAAAUAAAUCACCUUUUCCCCUCUUCUUUCUCUCCUUCCCUCUAACAGCUGCAUAUACAGUAAAUUUAUAUACCAAAAAGAUAUUCAGGCAUUCUAUCACUGAUGGUCACUUAAAUUAUUUCCUUUCCUUUUUUGACCAUAGCACUGCUGCAAUAAAUACUGAUGAUUUUAUUUCUAUUGGGUAGAUUCCCAGAAAUGGGAUUGCUAGGUAGGGAUAUAUUUAAUUUUAAGUAAUAUUACAAAAUUACUAUACAAAAUGAAAGUGCUCAUUUCCCAUUAUCCUGUCCAGUACUCUUUCAAGUUUGCAAAUCUGGAGGGUGAAACAUUAAAUAGUAAUUUUUUAAUUAACAAAUUCAAGGAGUUUUGUUUUUUUAACUGUUCGGAUUUUUCUCUUUUGUGAUUUGCCAAUAUGUAUCCUUUGCUCAUUUAUCUAUUGAAUCUUUGAUCUUUUUCUUAUACAUUUCUAGGAAUUCUUAUUAUAUUUCUCUAGGAUACAGAUUAAUCAUUUGUAGCCAAUCUGUAUUUUUUUCCAUUCUAUCACUGAUCUUGACUUUAGUGGUAGUAUCUUUUACUUUAUAGGUUCUUACAUUGUUGUUUUUAAUUUUUAGAUAGACUGCUACCUCCUUUUAAGUUUUUUGGUUUCAUAUAUUUUUCAGAUGAGUGCCCCCAACCCAAGUCAUAAAAAUAGUCACCUAUAUCUUUUUCUAAAAUUUUAAUUAAUUUUAAGGUUUUAGCUGUUUGAGCCAUCUGGAGUUUAUUUUAUAUAUGGUAUAAGAUAAAAUUUCAAAUAUACAUUUUGUUCACAUUGGAUUCAUGAUUAUGCUAUCAUAUAUAUUAAAUAAGCCACCCAUUUUUCAGUCUGUGAACCAGUAUCCUGUCGUUUAACUAUAGUGGCUUGACCAUGAAUUUUGAACUCUGGUAAAGCAAGUUACCUCUCAUUAAGUGUUUCUUUUUUUCACCAUUUCUUCUUUUAUAUAAAUUGUUCUAGAAAUUAAUUUUUAUAUGAAAAUUGAAAGCAUACUUUCCACAUUUCAAAAAUUCUGAUAUCUUAGAAUUGUGAUACAUUUCAACAUUUCUAUUUAGAACACAAUUUUAAUGAUAUUAACUCUUGCCAUUCAAGAGUUUUGGUACCUCAUUAAAAUCUUUUGGUUUUGUUUUUGUAAUGUUCUUCAUAUGGAUCCAUUACAUCUGAUUAAAUUUGUUUUUAAAUAUUUUUACAGACUUUGUCACAUUUUGAAUUGGACAUUUUUUCCUCUUUAUUUUUAACUUCUUAUUUUUGACAAUAUAGGUAAAAUACAGAAUUAAUUUAAUAAAUUCUCUUAUACUUUUUAAAAGAAUAAUUUCAAUCUUCUAGGUAUAAAAUCAUUUCAUCUGCAAAUAGUGAUAAUUUUAUUUAUUCAAAAUAAUGUUUAAUAAUGAUUAUGACAGAUAUGCUCAUUUGGUAUUAGUUUUCAUGGAAUUGUCUUUAGUGUUCCCUAUUAAUGUUUGGCUUUGGUUAUUGGCAAAUAGUCAUUAACCCUUAAAAUGUUUAAGGGAGUUUUUUUUAUUCCAUUUUUUUUUCCAUUCCUGUUUCACAUUAGGAGGCUUACUGAAAGUGGCUUCUGGAAUUUAUCAGAUGUCUUUCAGCAUCCAUUGAAAAAAUCAUAUGAUUUUGUUUUCCUUUAAUUUGUCAAUGUAAUGAAUUAGAGGACUAGGUAUUUGAUGCUAAACCAAAUUUGUGUUUCUGGAAUAAAUCCUACUUAGUCAUCUUAUAAUAAUCAAAUAAUCAUUUGAUACAUAGCUAGAUUUUAUUUACCAAUAUUUUUUAGAAUUAUUCAAUUUACA
Molecule: messenger RNA, 4146 nt
Organism: Mustela erminea (ermine)
Lineage: Eukaryota; Metazoa; Chordata; Mammalia; Carnivora; Mustelidae
Gene: SPIN4
Product: spindlin family member 4
Exons: 1
Coding region: 905-1654 (249 amino acids)
Biological process (GO): gamete generation; regulation of DNA-templated transcription
Cellular component (GO): nucleoplasm; cytosol
Source: RefSeq, a predicted model, not a curated record